AAGGUUAGAAAAUCUGUGGCUUCCUUUACUGGUGUCAGGUCAUGGAACGAUCUUGGCUUCAGGAAGGACUUAAAAAAGGUUAGAAAAUCUGUGGCUUCCUUUACUGGUGUCAGGUCAUGGGAAGGACUUAAAGUAGGUCAACUUGUUGUCCCUUUGGCAAGAAGUUUCAAUUACGCAACCAUGGAUCUUGAAUCUGGGAGUCAUCACAUGAAAUCAGAAUUAGAAAUCACAAAGGGUUCGUCCCACUCCCGUUCACUUCCGCCGCUCUCGCCCCACCGGCGUCCCUCUCUCGCCGCUCUCGUCGGCGGAGGUUACUCAGUGGAUUGUUUGUGGUCAGCUACUGAAUAUUUAUUAAUUGUUGUUGCCUUCAGCUCACAGCUUGAAGAGCACAAGGACACAAGGAGGCACCUUCAGUGCUUUAUAACUUUUGGAAGCCAUCUGCUGAUAGAGGGUCUUCUCUUUGUUGUGAUUCUUUUUCUUCUAACCCAGAAGAGUUACAAGCCGCCUAAAAGACCUCUGACAGAGAAGGAAGUAGAUGAGUUAUGUGAUGAAUGGGUCCCAGAACCCCUCAUUCCUCCUAUCACUGAUGAGAUGAAGUAUGAACCUCCAGUAUUGGAAAGUGCUGCUGGACCUCAUACUGUAAUCAACGGGAAAGAUGUUGUAAACUUCACAUGUGCAGACUACCUUGGUCUUCUGGGGAAUGAGAAGCUACAGGAUUCAUGUACUAAAUCUCUGGAGAAAUAUGGUGUUGGCUCCUGUGGUCCUCGUGGAUUCUACGGGACAAUUGAUGUACACCUUGAUUGUGAGGCCAGGAUCGCAAAGUUUCUUGGAACUCCUGAUUCUAUACUUUAUUCCUAUGGACUUUCGACAAUGUUCAGUAUCAUUCCAGCAUUUUGUAAGAAGGGCGAUGUCGUAGUUGUUGAUGAGGGUGUCCACUGGGGAAUACAAAAUGGCCUUUAUCUCUCCAGGAGUACAAUUAUUUAUUUCAAACACAAUGACAUGAAGUCUUUAGAAAGUAUCCUGGAAAAUGUUACCCACGCCAACAAACGAACUAAGAAGCUCAGGCGUUAUAUUGUUGUAGAAGCUGUUUAUCAGAAUUCUGGCCAAAUUGCUCCACUGGAUGAGAUCAUCAAAUUGAAAGAGAAAUAUCUUUUUCGUGUGAUACUUGAUGAAAGUAAUUCAAUUGGAGUUCUUGGGAGGUCUGGUAGAGGCCUAACUGAACAUUUCAAAGUUCCAAUCGACAAGGUGGAUAUUGUGACUGCUGCAAUGGGACACGCAUUAGCCACUGAAGGAGGAUUUUGCACUGGGAGUAAUCGAGUGAUCGAUCACCAGCGUCUCAGUAGUUCCGGUUAUGUGUUCUCUGCUUCUUUGCCUCCUUAUCUGGCAAGUGCUGCAAUCACUGCUAUUGACGUGUUGCAAGAAAAUCCAAAUCUCAUCACAAAGUUGAAGGAGAAUGUUACUGCUCUGCGUAAAGGUUUAUCUGAUGUACAGGGCCUUGAGAUAGUCAGUGAUUCAGAAUCACCAAUGGUUUUCCUGAGACUCAAGAAGUCCACAGGAUCCUUGAAGGGUGAUCUUCGAGUGCUUCAAGAUGUUGCAAAUCAUUUACUGAAAGAACACUCGGUUUUUGUUGCAACUACCAAAAGGUCUACGGUGGACAAAUGCAAGUUGCCUGUCGGGAUCAGAUUAUGUGUGUCUGCUGCCCAUACAGAAACCGAUCUGCAGAAAGCAUGCGAUUCUUUGAAAAGAACCACUGCCCUUUUAUUGACCGGUCAAUAACUCAAGUCAUUUGAUGUUGAUACAUGACUUCAAAGCGACCUACGAGCAUGUUUUUACUUCAUGAAUAGGCUAGAGAAUAGUAUGGGGCUUUCAUUUGUGUUCUGGUCUGCUGUUGUGGAGCAAGUUUGGCUUAAAUCAUCCUGUAUUUAUUAUUAUUUUUUUUUUUUUUCAGAGUGGUUUUUGUAUUUGUAGUUAUUGUUUUGUACUAAAAAGAGAUUAUGGAUCAUGAGACAGGUCCUUGUUAUGUAGUUCAACCUCGUAUGGAAGAAAAUAAUAUUUUAUCCUGCUGGACGUAUGGUUAGGUUGUUGUUUUACUUACCCACUUGUAGAAAAUUUCAUUCAACGGGUGACUUUACGAGUUAUUCUACAGUUUCUACCAUAGGUUCAGAAAAGAUAGAUGCCCCUCAAGCAUCGAAUAUUUUUAUGGAACGUUUCAAUCUAUUUGGAUGGCCAAUUGGCCAGUACUAGUUC
Striga asiatica is the source of this 2247-nucleotide messenger RNA. Lineage: Eukaryota; Viridiplantae; Streptophyta; Magnoliopsida; Lamiales; Orobanchaceae. The record is from the annotation of a GenBank genome assembly.